AUGAGCCGGCCCAGCCGGCUGCAGAGGCAGAUUCUGACCCUGUAUCGCGAGCUGCUGCGCGCCGGGCGCGGGAAGCCGGGCGCCGAAGCGCGGGUGCGGACAGAGUUCCGGCAGCACGCCGGUCUGCCGCGUUCCGACGUGUUGCGCAUCGAGUACCUGUACCGCCGCGGGCGGCGACAGCUGCAGCUGCUGCGUUCCGGCCACGCCACGUCCAUGGGCGCCUUCGUACGCCCGCGGGGCCCGACCGAGGAGCCCGGCAGCGCGGGGGUGCCGGGCGUCGCGCCCGACGAUGGUGACGGUGCGAGGAAUCCUCACGGCGGAACGGAGACACGGGAUAACCGGCCCGACGGACGGUGACAGAAGAGCUCGCUCCAUGGCGCAGGCGAGCCAACAGGCCCACCCGAAUGCGUGGGGGGAACCACGGAACCCACCUCCUGGAAGGUCAGGUCUUGGAUAGGGGAAUCAGGGAGUCCUCCUGGCGACGUGCGAGACCUAGAGAGCCCCGUGAUGGAUUGCGAGAGAUGCCCGACCUUUCCCGAUGUUUGUUGACAGGGCGUCCCCUUUCCCCCACGAGCGCUGGAACACGGCGGGCUGGACAGUGUCGAGCUGAGAGCUACUUACCCCAAGGCAUGGGGAGCCAGGACACCCCCCUAAUGGAGAGUCUGAGACACCCUUUUCUAGACUCCUGAGUCCUCGAGACUUCCCUCUCCUGUAUUCACUCUGCGAAGAGCAGAUUUUUGCCAGGAAGGUUUUGGGAAGAUGCCCUGAUGAACAGUAAUAAGCCUGGAGUCCUCUUUGGAAAAUCUUCACCUCAUUCAUUGUGACAAACCAGGCCCAGAAGCAAGGGGCUAGGGGGUCUCUCGACCCCACUGUUCAACUAAAUACCUCUCAGGGCCCCUACUUGGUGGUUCUGAGGGGCACCCCCGACUAGCAUCCCUUUGCCUGUCAGACUGUUGGACAAAGGGAAUAAAAUUAGGUGUGUGUUUUCUUCCCCGUUA
Carlito syrichta (Philippine tarsier) is the source of this 998-nucleotide messenger RNA. It is a transcript of the gene SDHAF1, whose product is annotated as succinate dehydrogenase complex assembly factor 1. The transcript has a single exon. Gene Ontology annotation, biological process: mitochondrial respiratory chain complex II assembly. Lineage: Eukaryota; Metazoa; Chordata; Mammalia; Primates; Tarsiidae. The coding region runs from base 1 to 357 and encodes 118 amino acids. Gene Ontology annotation, cellular component: mitochondrion. The record is from RefSeq and is a predicted model, not a curated record.